AACUGUUUGGCUCUAACCAAGCGUCUUCACCAUCGUCACAGCUAUUGAUUCUAGAAGACUUCCACGUGUCUUGAAGACUCAUCAAGAAGAGCCUCAGCCACAUCCUGUCAGCCUUAUUUCCGGCUGACCCUUAGACAAGCUAGCAUUACUACUACACUAAGCACUAAUCCACUUAACUACUGACAAGUGGAACAAAGCUAUGACCAUCUUAGUAUUAUGAUGCAACUUCCCCUAUCCGUAGUGUAGUCCCGUGUCCCAAUCAAUGAACCCCCACUAUCACAAACAAGCUCCCUUCUUCCCUCACACACGUCCAUUGUUGUCCACCAUGGCAGACUCCCUCCCCCUUCAGGUAGCCGAAACCCUCCAAACCUCGCACAUCAACCCCUCCCCUUCCGCCGCCCACGACACCAACCCAUCCACCGCCGCCUCCAAAAAGACUCCCGUCCACAUCUCCUCAACAUCAGACCCCGAAACCGACCUAUCCGACCUCUCCGACGACGAUGAAGACUACCCCCAUUCCUCUUCCCGCAAAAUAAAACCCGUCUCCCGCCAUCACCUCCCCCCGCUCCCCGACCUCAGGUUUGAACAGUCCUACCUCGCCAGCAUCAAAAACGCGGAUACCUGGUGGAAGAUCGCUCUAAUCACGGCGAGGGAUCAGAUGAUCAUGCCUCUCGUUCAAGGCGUUGCUUACAACCUCGCGAUUUGCGGUUGGCAGCAUUGGAACAGAAAUGCCCAGCUCAGCGGGCAGAGCCUGGGUGCGCGGGUGAGGCGGUGGUGGUGGGGUGUGAAUAACUGGCCGAUUCCCGGGGAGAGGGGGUAUAAGAGGAGGUAGAAGGGUGAAUGGUACCAUGUGAGAAAGAAGGGGGAGAGGUUUUCAUAUAUAAUAAUGACACAGGCGUACAACACACGGCAUUGCACGGAAUAUGGAUAUCGGUUAUCUUAUCGAUGCAAAGUCAAAGAGUUCAACAGUUAU
Messenger RNA from Podospora pseudopauciseta, 973 nucleotides. RefSeq lists its product as uncharacterized. Lineage: Eukaryota; Fungi; Ascomycota; Sordariomycetes; Sordariales; Podosporaceae. Gene Ontology annotation, biological process: mitophagy. Bases 263 to 832 code for a protein of 189 amino acids. The transcript has 2 exons. Gene Ontology annotation, molecular function: mitochondrion autophagosome adaptor activity. The record is from RefSeq and is a predicted model, not a curated record.